This is a messenger RNA of Mandrillus leucophaeus (drill), 867 nucleotides long. RefSeq names its product mesencephalic astrocyte-derived neurotrophic factor (gene MANF). The transcript has 4 exons. Bases 1 to 612 code for a protein of 203 amino acids. Gene Ontology annotation, cellular component: endoplasmic reticulum. The record is from RefSeq and is a predicted model, not a curated record. Lineage: Eukaryota; Metazoa; Chordata; Mammalia; Primates; Cercopithecidae. Gene Ontology annotation, biological process: dopaminergic neuron differentiation; neuron projection development.
AUGUCACAGGUGGAAAAAGGGCCACAAGCCGUUUUGCACAAAUGCCUGUCCACCUGCCCCUCUUCCAUCCAGGAGUGUGCUACUGAGGGGCUGGCUGGACCAACCUGCUGGCUCAGGCACGUGACUGGCCUAACUGCAUGCCCAGGGAACUGCCAGGUUUGUAUUUCUUAUCUGGGAAGAUUUUACCAGGACCUCAAAGACAGAGAUGUCACAUUCUCACCAGCCACUAUUGAAAACGAGCUUAUAAAGUUCUGCCGAGAAGCAAGAGGCAAAGAGAAUCGGUUGUGCUACUAUAUCGGGGCCACAGAUGAUGCAGCCACCAAAAUCAUCAAUGAGGUAUCAAAGCCUCUGGCCCACCACAUCCCUGUGGAGAAGAUCUGUGAGAAGCUUAAGAAGAAGGACAGCCAGAUCUGUGAGCUAAAGUAUGACAAGCAGAUCGACCUGAGCACAGUGGACCUGAAGAAGCUCCGAGUUAAAGAGCUGAAGAAGAUUCUGGAUGACUGGGGGGAGACAUGCAAAGGCUGUGCAGAAAAGUCUGACUACAUCCGGAAGAUAAAUGAACUGAUGCCUAAAUAUGCCCCCAAGGCAGCCAGUGCACGGACUGAUUUGUAGUCUGCUCAAUCUCUGUUGCACCUGAGGGGGAAAAAACAGUUCAACUGCUUGCUCCCAAAACAGCCUUUUUGUAAUUUAUUUUUUAAGUGGGUUCCUGACAAUACUGUAUCAGAUGUGAAGCCUGGAGCUUUCCUGAUGAUGGUGGCCCUACAGUACCCCCAUGAGGGGAUUCCCUUCCUUCUGUUGCUGGUGUACUCUAGGACUUCAAAGUGUGUCUGGGAUUUUUUUAUUAAAGAAAAAAAAUUUCUAGCUGUC